CAGCUUACAAAUGUGUCGAUUUUCUGGAUCCUUUAGAUCCUUCUAAGAAAGUAAUUGUAGACUGCCCACCUACAGUGAAUAAAGACGUUUAUGUUAAGCGUCAAACCACCAAUUUCUUUGAAGCAACUCAAAAUUGUACUGCUACUGCAGCCUUGUGUAAUAAUAUCAAAGAGGCCCUUAAUGACGCUGGAAAAGAAAUAUCAAAAGUACUGAAGUUAAAACAGAUAAUCAAAGUAAAUGCUACUUUUACAGACCUUUUUGAUCCAACUUUAUUAGGUAAUGCUAUUAGUGCACGAUAUAUACCACUGACCUCGGAUGAUAAGAUCAUAAGGAACUAUCCUCAAGCUCUUGUGAAACAGUUUUCCUUAAGCGUACAUCCUGAAUAUGAUGAUUACGAUAUUAUUGCAAGUUUUAAUACAGGCGUAAAUUGGUGGUUUAGAACCGAUAACGAAAUAAUCGCUUCUGAUCAAUAUGAUUUUUACGCAGUUAUAUUACAUGAACUUAUACAUGGACUUGGGUUCGCGUCAUGUUGGGAUAAUGCCCUUGAGGCUGCAGUUAAUCAAGAUACCACUGGUCUUACUCCUGAUCCCGUUAUCAAUGAUGACAAUCAAUUUGAAGGAUUUUUGGAAACGAUUUUUGAUAAAUAUGUAAAGUUCAUACGAGAUGAUGUAGUAAGCACAUCGAUAGUUUACACUUCCCAGUUAAAUGAGUCGAUACCUAUAGGAACUUCAUUCGAUACUGUCGAGGAAUUUGUAGCUCGAGUAAAAUCUUCUCCACAAUGGGAUUAUGCAGAAUUCGCACUUGAAUCGGCAACUACUAAUGAUAGUUUGACCUUUACACCUGCAGAAAACACAAGUUAUAAGGAAGUAAUUUAUUUAGAAUCUAGUUUAAAUCCUUAUAAUCCAGGUUCUAGUGUAAGUCAUCUCGGUUUAAGAUAUCAAUCAACUCCCGAUUUUUUGAUGACAUAUUAUCUCAAUCCUGGAGAUUCAUUAGAAUACUUAAUCCAAAUAAAUGGGAAUUACUCAUCUCCAAUUGGACCCAUAAUUUUGUCCAUACUUGAAUCGAUAGGAUAUGAAACAGAUGCUUGUCCUAAUCCAAUUAUACCUACAUAUGAAAAUCAAUGCUAG
This is a messenger RNA of Diversispora eburnea, 1127 nucleotides long. The record is from the annotation of a GenBank genome assembly. NCBI's taxonomy places the organism in Eukaryota, Fungi, Glomeromycota, Glomeromycetes, Diversisporales, Diversisporaceae.